GAGCACAUCGACACGCGCGCGCGCGGCGUCGCGGCGGCCGGCGGGCGCGGCGCGGCCGUCUCGCUCGAGCUGCACGACGUGCGGCUGUGCCCGCUCGUCCACAUCGGCGCGGCGCUCUCGCCGACGCCGGGCGACGCCGCGCGCGAGUCGGUCGUCGCGGCGGACCGCUGGGACUUUGGCGCGUGGGCGCAUGUGCUGCGCGCGCCGCGGCGCACGCCGCCGCUGCACCAGCUCGAGCGCGGCACCGAGAUGCUGCAUGUGCCGGCGCUGCAGGCCACCGUCGAGGUCCGCGCGCAUGCGCCGCAGGUGCACGUCGACGCGACGGCGACGGGCCCCGUCGUGCUGCGCGUCGCGCUGACGCACACGUACUGCGUGCUCAUGGCCGUGCACACGGUGCACAUGCUGCGCCAGGCCCUGCCGCGCGCGGAGCCGCGCGCAGCAGAGGGCCCCGCGUGCGAGCUGCACCUCGCCGCGCUCGUGCCGCUCGUGCACUGGCACAUGGACCUGCCGAACGAGCGCCGCGUGUUUGCGCAUGUGCACGGCGUGCGCGUGCGCGUGCGCGAGGGCGUGCGCGUGUCGCUGGCGACGCUCAUUGCGUGCGUGCCGAGCCAGGUGGCGCCGCCCGCGUGGGAGGAGGGCGUCGUGCUGCGGCGCCUCGCCGUGUCGUGGGGCGAGCAGCGCGCGGCGCCGCGUACGAUCUUCGUCACGGGCGACUGCCUGCAGGUGCGCGCGCCGUACGCGUACCACACGCACCGCCUGAUCGAGGGCUCGAUCGUGGCGUUCAAGGCGUCGAAGCAGCUCUUCUUCCAGAUCGUGCACGGGCGCACCGACAGCGUGAUCUACCCGCACGCGGAGGCGCCGAAGCGCGUGCCGCCCGUCUCGGUGCGCUUCGGCGUCGCGGUGCUCGAGGCGGCCGACCACAGCCUCGACGCGACGCUGAACCUCAUCUUCCGCGCGGGGCUCGACGAGCAGCUCAUGCGCCUCGAGCGCGACCGCCUGUUCGACGCGCGCGCGCAGAAGGCCGGCGCGGGCGUGCCGCCUGGCGCGCGCGCGCGCCUCGAUGCGGUGCACUCGUCGAACUGGGUGCGCCGCUGGCACAACGCGCGGCAUGUGCGCGCGCACCGCGAGCGCUCGCUGCUCUCGUACAUCCACCGGCGCGUGUACGACGCGCGCGAGAGCGCGGACGCGGCGCUGCCGAUCGACGUGCUCCCGCGCCCGAUGGAGCCGCCGCUCGUGCGCCUGACGAUGACGAACCUGUGCGUCGACGUCUCGGCGCCGGUCGGCUUUGACCUCGCGGACACGCACCACUGGCUGCACACGCAGGCGGGCAACCCGGUGGACCUCGCGUACACGACGCUCGUCCCGCUGCAUGUGCGGUGGCGCGCGUCCGACGGCCUGCUGCGCCUGCGCGACUACCCCGUGCCGCUGCUGCACAUCCCGCCGCGCAGCGACCUGGCGCCGAGCUUCGAGGCCGAGGGCGACGUGUGCGUCGCCGAGCAGCUGGGCGACGAGUACUCGGUGCGCCACAUCCACACGGUCAUCGUGCCCGCGCUCGACGGCGCGCAGGACGCCGAGCACGGGCUGCUCGUGCCGAAGAGCACGAUGAGCCCGAAGCUGUACGGGCCCGUCACCGUGCACGUCGCGUCCGAGCACCCGACGCAGUUCGGGUGGAGCCAGUCGAUCCAGCCGGGCCUGCAGGACCUGCAGCGCGUGUUCGACAGCAUCACGAGCCCGCCGCACGACCCGUCGCCGAAGCCGGGCCCCUGGGACAAGCUGCCGCUGCAGCUGCAGGGCCGCCUGCACAUCUUCUUCGACAGCGACGUGCACCUGCUCAUGAAGGGCACGCGCGACCCGUACGACGUGCUGCACGCGGGCGCCGGCUGGGUCCUCGCGUGGCGCAAGCACGUCGAGCUGCGCCUCGGCUUCGACAACGCGGACCGCGAAUUCCUGCAGGUGCGCAGCGGCGAGCAUGUGCUCGCCGUGCCGGACCUGCGGCACCUCGUCGACCCCGCGGCCGUCGGCCUGUACGACGUCGAGCGCGGCCAGCGCGUGCGCGCGCGCGCGGUGCUCACGCGCACGGACGUCGGGCCGCCGAUCCCCCUCGCCAAGAUCAGCUGGCAGCUCGCCGGCGGCGUGCGCUGGGGCAUGGGCCUCGUCUCCGAGCACACGUGCACGGACGCGACGUGCGAGCGCACGCCGCGGUGCGAGGGCCCGCCGUUCCACCGCCAGUGCCGCUUCUUCGGGCGCAAGCCGCACUGGCAGGUGCGCAUGCGCUCGUUCGAGGGCUACGCGCGCCUGCCCCGCGACGCGCAGGUCGACUCGUACGGCGGCUGGCGCUCCGACUUUGUGCACCUGUCCGUGUCGCUGCAGGCGAUCGGCGACGGCGACCUGCAGGUCGGCGCGCCGCACGGCGCCGCGCGCAACAGCCUGUACAUCACGUCGCGCACGUGGCACCACUUCCGCGACUGGCUCCGCCUGUUCAACGGGCGGCUCAGCCUGCCCGUCCGGCAGGGCCGCGUGUUCCCCGCGCGCCCCGGCGUCAAGUCGCCCAAGUUCGGGCGUUUCCUCGGCACGUUCAAGUACCGCUUCUCGAUCGCGCCGCUCCACGUGUCCCACAUGUUCCUCCAGCCGCUGCGCUACGACCUGCUCGAGGGCCUCCGCACGCACGUCGGCCUCAAGGCGCAGUGCAGCACGUUCUACCUCGACAUGCACCAGCGCAUGCAGGAGACCGUGCACCGCCCGCCCGUCCCCGGCGCCCAGCCCACGCGCUCGUGGCGCAAGCCGCUGUACGAGGCCGAGCUCGACGUGAGCGACCUCGAGCUCUUCAGCGUGUGCGCGCGCUUCCCCGAACUCCACGGGCGCCUGCCCAUCGACGCAGGCUCGCAGCUCCGCUACGACCUCCUCGACGACGUCUUCCGCCGCGGCCACGACGCCACGCACUACGCCGCGCUCUACGACCGCCUCGACUUUGAGGAGCUCGGCGCGCGGCCGCUCGGUGGCGCGGCGCCGCGCCUGCACUUCGACAAGGUCCUGUCGCUCGUGCGCAUCAACCUGCACCGCCUCGUGGAGCCGCCGGCGGCGGCGCGCCGGCGCGCCGCGCCCGAGGCGCCGCCCGCGCUCGUCACCUUCUCGAAGUUUGGGCACGAGGACUCGCACACGUGCCUGAUCGGGCGCUCGCGGCACGUCAUGGACGACCACCUGGCGCUCGAGACGCAGCGCCUGCGGCAGCUGGCCGGCGACGUGCAUGCGCUCGAGUCGCUGCUCGCGUCGCCUGCGACGCAGGGCUCGCGGCGCGCACAGCACGAGGAGCGCCUCGAGCAGGUGCGUGCGGAGCAGGCGGCGAUCGCCGCGCACAUCGCGCGCCUCGACGAGCCGCGCACGGAGCUGCCGAGCCACGAGGGCGACCCGUCGGGCCCGGACCCGUCGCUCACCGCCGAGUGGGCCGCGUUCCACAACCAGGUGUGGGUGCACCACCCCGUCGCUGUGCUCACGAACGAGACGCGCGACGUGCUGCUGCGCUACUACGAGAGUCUCCUGCUGCACAUCAGCUUCAUGCAGCGGCUCAGCGUCGCAGAGCAGUACCAGAUGCGCGAGCUGCUCGAGCGCGCGCGCGCGCUCGCGGCGGCGGGCGCGGACGAGCCGGACGCGGCGGACACGAGCGCGCUGCUGCACGACCUGCUGGCCGGCGUCGCGCGCCUCUCGUCGCUCGCGCUCGGCGACGCGUUCCUCGAGGACUUUGGCGCGGAGUGCAGCGACGCGCACGCGCCGAGCGACGGCAUCGCGGACGAGUUCGCCGUCCGCAAGCACAGCGUGUGCGUGUGCGUGGAGCCCGAGCUCGUGCUGCACAGCCGCGCCGGGCCGCACUCGACGCUGCUCUUCCAUGCGGCGCAGCUGCGUGCGCGCACCUACACGGUGAGCGACGACAUGUACGACGAGCGCUCGACGCAGCACCGCGUGCUGUUCCGCCACUACCUGUCGCUCAAGGCGCUGCAGUCCUUCCACUCGGCGCGCACGCUCGCGGGCGCCGACGACGCGUGGUGCCUCGAUGUGCUGCGCCUGCCGCCGGGCGUGCUGCACGGCGAGCGCGAGCCGAGCGUGCGCCAGCUCGUGCGCCCGAUCCAUGUGUUUGUGCGCUUCGACCAGCACAACCGCCAGCGCCUGCACGACGCCGCGCGCCCGGUGCUCGACCCCGCGCGCGCGGACGACCUCUCGGUCAACUACCUCGCGCACCAGAUGGACAUGAUGCAGGUGCUGUGCCCGCGCCUCGCGCUCACGGCGACGAGCGAGCAGUACGCGGCGAUGUACCACGUCGCGACCGAUCUGCUGCUCUACACGGACCCGCUGCAGAAGGAGCACGAGCGGCGGCGCGACUCGCUCGCGUACAGCUUCACGUUCGACGACCCCGCGUACGUGGUCGGCCUCCUCGCGUCGUACCAGGCGCGCAUCCACGACCUGCUCAACGAGCGGCGCGCGUUCGAGGCGUCGUACGCGCAGCUCAACACGGCGGGCCUCACCGAGCUGCUCCGCGUGUCGCUGCAGGUGCUCGACCUGUACGCGGACCUGUGCAUGCUCGAGGAGGCCGUGCUCCUCUCGCACUCGUCGGCGCGCGACAAGUCCAAGCACCUCGCGCUGCUCGUCCGCGUGUUCGCCGACGCGGUCGAGUGGAACAUGGUCGGCACCGGGACGGACCCCCGCGACCCCCACGGGAUGCACGCGCGGUUCCAGCUGCAGGGCACGGCGCUCGCGCGCAUCGCGCUCGCGAACGGCACGUCCAUCCAGGGCGUGACGGCGCGGCGCAUCGAGGCCCACAAUGCGCACCCGUCCGCGUACUUCGAGGACAUCCUCACGCCGUACUACCCCGCGGACGGGCACCCGAUGAUCGACGAGGGGCGCUUCCUCCGCGCGCACUGGCUGCAGCUGCCGCCCGUCGGCGGCGUCGCGAUCAUGGACUGCUGCGAGCUGCAUCUGCACCCGUUCAAGGCGCAGCUCGAGCUCAAGGUCGGCAAGCAGAUCAUGGAGUACCUGUUCGGCACGCGCCGCGCGCAGGCCCGCGAGGAGGACGUCGUCGAGGACGCGCACAAGCGCCGCUGGCUCCGCCACAUCGUCGCCAUGUCGCGCCGCGCGCGCAACACGCUCGCGCCGCGCGAGGCGAGCGACUCGGACACCGACUCGGACGGCAGCCUUUCCGACUCGGGCAGCGAGACGAGCGAGCGCACGGUCGAGUCCGCGUCCGCGCCGGCGCCCGCCCUCUGGGACGUCGACGACGACGACGACGUCGAUACCGAGGCGCUCAAGAGCGAGAUGAUCCAGCGCGCAAGCACGUACGUCUCGUUCGUGCACAUGCUCGUGGACGCCGUCACCGUGUGCCUGUCGUACAAGGGCGACGGCGAGUACUCGCUCACGAACCUGUACGACCUCGAGUUCCAGCUCCCGCGCCUCGAGUACCGCCACACCCUCGGCACGUACAGCGACAUGACAGACUUGCUCCGCCGCGACCUGAUCCGCAUCGCGUGGAACCACCGCAACACCCUCAUCAAGGGCGUCAUCUCGACCAAUGCUCGCAAGCACCAGGCCCUCAAAAAGACGCGCCAGCACCGCCUCCUCAUGUACACGGACGAGGCGACGCUCUCGGAGGGGAGCGAGUCGACGUCCGCGCCGUCGUCCGCGUCCGCGCCGUCGUCCGCGACGCUCUCGCCCACCGGGCCCCGCCGCCUCCCGCCGCUCCCGCUCGACAUCCCCGCUGCGUCGCCCGGGAGCUCGCCGAAUCCGCCGCUCCCGCCGCGCUCGGCCGCCGCGUCGCCCGUGCCGCGCUCCGACGACAGGGCGCCCAGCGGCCGCCGACCGCCCCUCGCUGCGCGCCUGCAGGACGCCGUCGACGAGUCGGGCGCGGCGCGCCGGCCCGACACGCCCAGCGAGACGCAUGCGCCCCGCCGCUGGACGCGCCUGUUUCACAAAAGGGAUACAUAG
Molecule: messenger RNA, 5967 nt
Organism: Malassezia sympodialis ATCC 42132
Lineage: Eukaryota; Fungi; Basidiomycota; Malasseziomycetes; Malasseziales; Malasseziaceae
Source: the annotation of a RefSeq genome assembly